AGCGCAUUUUUGCAGCCUGACACGUGUGUUGUGACUGAGAACAUCGGGUUUGUUUGUGUCAUUUAGAGGAAAAAUGCAUUUUAGCGUUUGAGUCACUUCAUCAAAAGUUGCUAAAAAAAAAAAAUGGUUUUAUUUUUUUUAAAGAAGCUAAAUUGGAUGCUAGGUGCAGUUUGAUUAUUUUUUUGCUAGGGUACUCUGAAAAGUUGCUAAAUCUAGCAACAAAUUUGCUAAAUUGGCAUCACUGAUCUCAAUCCUGCCGGUUGAUGAGACGGUUCAUGUAGCCACAUCCUGCACGAAAAAUCACACACACUAUAGAUACUUUCCCAUAACAAUUUAACAGAAAACGCGGACAGUUUGUUAACAUACAUUUUUAUAAAGGAUUUCAGAUAAGGAUGUCCAGACGAGGUUGUACCGGUCCGACCGGGCUCCGGAGGAAACGGGACAUGGAGGAGCACCAGAAGGAGAGAAGACGGGCUCUGCAGGCCCGACACCGGGCCACCCUGGCCACCCUGUUCGAGACACUCAACACCGUGGUCUGCCCCACAUCCAACAAGAUGCCUGCUAAGUGGAAGAUCUUGGACCACGCCAAAGGAUUUCUGAAAGAGCAGGAAGCCCACCUGAGCAGACUGAUGCUCCUGAAAGGGAUAUUCCUCGGUAAUGAAGACGGGCCGUGCAGCUUGGAGGAAGUGAGGGCAGAGUACCGGAGGCUGCAGUCACACAGCAGCUCCCUGCGCUCCAGAAGACCUGGUGGCCACAGACGUCAUGGCGGGGCUGACGGAGAGGACCUGACUGAGACCAGUGAGGAAGACUCUGAGGAGGAGACUCUGGAGGACUCCGCCCCCUCUCAGACCUCCAUCAACUCUCUAACCAACAUCCUGGAGUUUGAAGGGUACUUGUUGUUCUACAGACAGACACUGGAGAAGUUGGUUUGUAGCGGUGUGCUGAGCCCGGGACAGACUGGUCUGGCUGUAGUAUCUGAAGCUAUCUCAGGCCUGUGGGAUAGCUUCUCUCCAGAGCGCCGGGCAGCCUACCAGACCUGUCCCCCCCAGCAGAGCACCCUGGGCUGGGAAGGGCCGCCAGAGACACCCCCUACUCCUGUUCCAGACACCCACCUCCACCUCACGCUCCAGCCCUCCACUCAGGCAAACAGCCAGGGAGCCUCUUCUCCUUCUAGCUAUGAAGAGGACCUGCUUCAGGAUGCCUAUGAUGUGGUGAAGAAAGAGAUGGACUCCACUUCAGACCACAGUCCUGUCCUGGCCUCUCCUCAGUGUGGGGACUUUGACAAGCUCCGGGAGAUCUAUAAGGACAUCAUGUGUUUCGUCAAGACUCAGAUGGUGGAGAAACCAGAAUAUAACCAGGACGUGUGUCUGUCUGCUAUGCGGGACCGUGAGGAGAUCUUUCUCCAGUGCUCCGAGUCCUUCGACAGUGAGGACAUGUGAAUCACAGGAGGCUGCUGACGGGAGGACGGCUCAUAGAAAUGUCCGGAAACGAAGCAAACUGAAUCACAUCAAACACCCGGAAUCCAUGGAAACCAUGUGUGAUGUAUUUAAUGCCGUUCCACCGAUUCCGCUCCUGGCAUUACCCACAAGCCUGUUCACCAACUUCCUGUUUCUGGGACCAAUCAGAACAGUUAGAUUGUGUUUGAUAUAUUUAAUACUGUUCUCCCCAAUUAACCUGUUCACCAACUUCCUGUUUCUGGGACCAAUCAGAACAGUUAGAAUGUGUUUGAUAUAUUUAAUACUGUUCCACUGAUUCAGCUCCAGUCAUUACCCACAAGCCUGUUCACCUCAAUUAACCUGUUCACCAACUUCCUGUCAUGUGAACACCUAUAAGUGUUUGUUCCUGGUGACAUGAAAGACACAUUGUGUUGCUUUGUUGAUAAAUGAUCACGUUUUGGGAUUUGUUUUUAUAAAUGUUCAGCUUUUCCACACGUUUAUUGUUCCAGACAUGUUUUAUAAUCUGGUUCAAAUCAUUCAUCUGCCUUUUUAGUCCAUUAAGAAUCAGCAUUUUGUCCAGCCAGUCUUUCUCUGUGUAUUAAGCCUCAGAGAGGGAUGAGGGUCUCACAGUGUCCAGCAGCGGUGCCCAAACUAAGGGUCGCGACCCCCAUGUGGGGACGCCUGAUGUGAAAACGAGGUUGCGGAAGAAUUUCCAAAAAAUCCUGAAAAUAAAAUUUAAAAAAAAUAAAACACAUUUUUUUUAAAUAUC
Molecule: messenger RNA, 2205 nt
Organism: Oncorhynchus tshawytscha (Chinook salmon)
Lineage: Eukaryota; Metazoa; Chordata; Actinopteri; Salmoniformes; Salmonidae
Product: stimulated by retinoic acid gene 8 protein homolog
Exons: 9
Coding region: 393-1439 (348 amino acids)
Biological process (GO): meiotic cell cycle; cellular response to retinoic acid
Source: RefSeq, a predicted model, not a curated record